Messenger RNA from Pyricularia pennisetigena, 1689 nucleotides. RefSeq lists its product as uncharacterized. The transcript has 4 exons. The record is from RefSeq and is a predicted model, not a curated record. Lineage: Eukaryota; Fungi; Ascomycota; Sordariomycetes; Magnaporthales; Pyriculariaceae. The coding region runs from base 1 to 1689 and encodes 562 amino acids.
AUGUUUAAAGAAACAAUUUAUCUCCAGCCGUUAGGCCGGGAGUCAACCCUGAUUGAGAAACCAUUUAAGCUUUCCACCAUUGACACCAUCCCCAAUUGCGCAUACACCAAUUACGCCAUUUUCUUCCGCCUCCGGGAUGAAGAAAAAAGCCGGGCCGUGGAGCUGCUAAAGUCUGGGCUAAUGCAUACCCUCGCUCAGGCUCAACAUUUAUGCGGAACAAUUGAGAAGGAUGAGCAGGGCCGGUAUUCAUUUGUUCAAAAGCGCGAGUCAAAAGUGCAGGUUGUCAUCCAUAAUAUGGAUCCAAAUACCGGUAUUCCGACUCUGGAUGACAUCGAAAAGGGCCAUUUUGGAGGCGAGACCUUGAAAGAUAUCAAUCUUUGGAGCAUUCCAACGAUGACAUGGGGCGAGGGACCUGAGGCAAACCCAGACAGCAGCCCUGCCGUGUCCGCCUACCAGAUCAACCGGUGCACCGGUGGCUUGGUCUUGGUCGUUCAGGUUCAUCAUUACGCCUUGGAUGCAAUUGGAUUUAAAAACUACAUCAUGCAGCUGGCGGCCAAUUGUGCAGCCCUGGCCAAUUCGACGCCCUUCCCGCCUUUCGACCCGGCAAACCUGGACGCAUCGCGCUUGACCAUUGAAGUUCCGGCUGAUGAGCUGAUUGAUGGCCCGCCUGUACCCCAGAGGAACCAAAAUCACCGGAAACAGCAGGCGGUGCUGCUCCACCUGCCCAAAAGUAAAGCGGCCGAGCUAAAGAGGCUCGCCACGCCCCAAGGCGGCGAUUGGGUGUCGACGUAUGAUGCCUCGUGUGCCUAUCUUUGGCGUGUCCUUAGUAAAGUGAGGGUUGCUUUGUACGAACCUUCGCGAGAUACAGUCUUGUGGUGGGGCGAGGCCAUUAACCUACGACCGCGGCUUCACGGCCCGCUUUUGCCCCAGGGAUUAAUGCGCAACGCGUUGGGCUGCGCUAUUUCAAACACGAGCCCUGUUACCCCAUUGACGGUCGCCGAAGUAGUGGACGAGGCGCCUUUAAGCAAGCUGGCGUCCUAUAUCCGCGCGCUGACAAACGGCUGCGACAACGAGCAUAUUAACAAACUGCUGGCUAAAGUGGCGCCUGUUCGGGACAAAAGUACCCUCAGCCUGCGACUAGAUUCGUGUCCACCCAUGAGCAUGUUUGUGACUGAUCACAGGCCUGCCGACGUUAGCAGCUUUAACUUUGGGUUCGGGAAACCGAUUACGUACCGACAUUUGUUCGGCGGCUUUUCGACGGAGGGUGCUGUUAUUAUAUAUCCCCCUGUCAGGUCCACUGACCCCGACGAAGGCUGCGUUUUUUCGGUAACUAUGGAAAAAGAGCUUGUGUGUUUCCUCAAAUAUAUGGGCUCCAGGCGGGUGACCAACGUCCCUACGGACGACGUCUUCCAACUUAAUGCAAUUGACCGAGUGGGCGCAAUCAGUAAUAUGGUGGGCUGGACCAUGUUUAAAUUCGACCAAGUCCUCGACCCAGUCAGACUGCAAAAGACACUCGUCAGCGUUAUAAAGACGGGGGAUUGGAGGAAACUUGGCGGACGACUUCGCAGGAAUGAAAAGGGUUAUUUGGUAAUUCGCGUAACAAAGGAGUUCACCGAACAACGACCGGCCUUUGGCUUUUUUCAUGCAAUUUAUUACUGUCGCGUUCAAAAUUACGAGCUGGGUCGUUAA